Morone saxatilis (striped sea-bass) is the source of this 1151-nucleotide messenger RNA. RefSeq names its product 7 transmembrane receptor domain-containing protein. Lineage: Eukaryota; Metazoa; Chordata; Actinopteri; Moronidae. Gene Ontology annotation, molecular function: neuropeptide Y receptor activity; neuropeptide binding. The transcript is spliced from 3 exons. The record is from RefSeq and is a predicted model, not a curated record. Gene Ontology annotation, cellular component: neuron projection; plasma membrane. Gene Ontology annotation, biological process: G protein-coupled receptor signaling pathway. Bases 1 to 1071 code for a protein of 356 amino acids.
AUGGAUAUCCUCAUGGAUGAGGAUUUCAGUGUGACCAGUAACACCAGUCAUGAAACAGGACUACAAAGACAAGGACUCAACCACAGUGACCCUCUGGACAUGUUUAUAGGCCUGGAGCUUCUUCUACGUUUUAAACCUCUCUUCCUGCCUCUCUACUGCCUCAUAGUGGUCGUGGCUGGUGUUGGAAACUCCUUUCUUUUGGCUUGCAUCCUGGCCGACAAAAAACUCCACAAUGCCACCAACUUUUUCAUUGGUAACUUAGCAGCUGGAGACCUGCUGAUGUGUCUGAGUUGUGUUCCACUGACAGUGUCUUAUGCCUUUGACAGCCAUGGCUGGGCUUUCGGAAGACCCCUCUGCCACCUGGUCCCCUUGCUGCAAUGUGCCACAGUGUUUGCAUCAGCGCUUUCACUCACUGCCAUUGCUGUGGACCGCUACAUUGUCGUAGCUCACCCAAUACGGAGGAGGAUCUCUGCGUGGGGUUGUGGUGCCGUGACUCUGGGUGUCUGGCUUUUAUCUCUGGCCCUGGCUGCCCCACCAUCUCUCUACACGCGCUAUCUGGACCUACGACCCAGUGGCAUCGAUCUGGUAGUGUGUGAGGAAUUCUGGCCAGAUAGUGGCAGUCUGAGGCUGCUCUAUUCCUGCUUCAUUCUCAUAGCCUCCUAUAUGAUCCCACUGUUGUCAGUCAGCGUAUCCUACUGUGCCAUCACUGUCAGCCUAAAACGCUAUUCCAUUCCUGGGGAGCCAUCCAACAGCCAGCAGCGCUGGAGCCAAAGAAGGAAGAGGACCUUCUGUCUGCUGGUGGCUUCAGUGCUGGCCUUCGCCCUCUGCUGGCUGCCCCUGCAGGUGCUGAACUUGUUGCUGGACCUGGACCCAGACUUCUACAUCAUAGGGAAGCGUUAUGUUAACGUCUUACAAGUAUGCUGUCAUUUAGUGGCUAUGAGCUCUGCGUGUUACAACCCCUUCAUCUAUGCCUCACUGCACAGCAAGGUACGCAUGCACCUGAAAGGCUACCUCUGUCCUUGUCGCAAUCGCCAGAGGGGGAUGGUGGAGAGAGGGACAUCCAGGGGCUGAUUUCAGAGUGUACCUGCGAUGAUACAACUGCUGUAGCAGCUCCUGCCAUGCAGAGCCAUGUCCUUGCCCACAAGCUAACA